Mytilinidion resinicola is the source of this 990-nucleotide messenger RNA. RefSeq lists its product as uncharacterized. NCBI's taxonomy places the organism in Eukaryota, Fungi, Ascomycota, Dothideomycetes, Mytilinidiales, Mytilinidiaceae. The record is from RefSeq and is a predicted model, not a curated record. The transcript is spliced from 3 exons. The coding region runs from base 1 to 990 and encodes 329 amino acids.
AUGCCAGAUGCCAGAUGCCAGCGAGGAGGGCCCGCGAGGUCGAGACAGACGAGACCGAGUCAACAGAGUCGAGGGCGGAGCGACGCAGGUGCACGGGAGGAGCGGCGGGCCGUGGACGUGGAAAUACAGCGGCGGUCAGCGGCCGCGGUGGAGGACGCGAUCAGACACCCUGGGCAAUCUGGAAACUGCGAUGACUCCGCUGGGUCGCGGCUUCAGGGUCUCCCGUCGAGUGUGGGCUGGGCGCUGGGCGUGUGCUGGGCGUGGCAGCUGGAUACAAGGCCCGACAGCUGCAAGAUUGCCGUCCGAACCUGGGAGCCCGGGAUGAAUGAGAGCCAGAGGAAGGCCUCCGACGCGCGCGAACAGGUGGAGGGUGUCGCCGUGCUGGGCGCCGUGGUCCCGCAGUGCGGCCUCGAGCGGAGUGGACGCCGAGUGGAUGCUGGGCGGAGCGCUCUGUGUCCACGAGUCGGAGGCGACGAGAGGCUGUGGAGGCCUUCUUUGGAGCACCGGAGAGCCGUCGUCGGUGGCUUCGAGGCUGGCAACCGCGCGGCGACUGACGCUAUCUGGGACUUGGGGACUGCCAACGGGCUGGGCGACUGUCGAUGCUCGUCUCCACCAGCUCCCUCCAGCAGCUUUUCUCCAAGGUUUCCUCCAGGGUUUCUCCAGGGUUUCCUCCAGGGUUUCCUCAGCGCCGCUCCUCCAGGCGCUCUCGGCUGCAACGCCCCCAGCCCAGCGCAGCAGGGUGCGUCUGCUGGCUACGACUCACAGGGCGUCCGCGGGCUGAUUGAGCAAAGCUGGGGAAAAGAGGGGCGCCGCUCGAUCGAAUCACAGGCGGCAGAUGGCCCCGCGCGCGCCGUCCUGGCGGAAUCGAGGUGCAUUGCCGCAGCAUCCGGAAAGGGGCCCUGGACAGUCGCGCUCACAAAGUCAUCGAAUGCGUGCCCGAAGCAGCUGCCUGCUCGUAUUGCGCGCGAGGCCAUGCGCCGAUCGCUGUGA